This is a messenger RNA of Mesorhabditis spiculigera, 1587 nucleotides long. Lineage: Eukaryota; Metazoa; Nematoda; Chromadorea; Rhabditida; Rhabditidae. The record is from the annotation of a GenBank genome assembly.
AUGACGGUAACCUACAACUUGGACAUUGUCGAAACCUCGUUUCUCGGCUUCCUGAAACUACAGCUACGAUGGCGGGGCAGCAUUUGGAAGUCGGUGAUGCUCGAGCUGGCGCUGUACUCCUUGGUCUUCGGUCUAAUUAUGCUCAUCUACCGAUCCGACUAUGCGAUCACACCGCAGACGAGAGAGGCCUGGGACAACUUUGCCGCAUUAUUCGAUAUGAAAUUGGACUACAUCCCGCUCACCUUCAUGCUCGGAUUUUUUGUGACGAUCAUUGUCGGCAGAUGGAACGAGAUUUUCAACAAUAUCGGAUGGGUCGAUAACACUGCUCUUUUUCUCGCCACUUAUUUACGCGGUGCUGACAACGCUGGGCGAAUGCUACGACGAAAUGUCAUCAAAUACAUGGUCUUAACACAGGUCCUUGUCUUCCGCGACAUUAGUAUGCAGGUCAGGAAGCGUUUCCCGACAUUGGAGACCGUUGUGGCAGCAGGCCUGAUGACCGAAGCGGAGAGACAAGCCUUUGAAGACACGGCCUUUCGCUACAACAAGCAUUUUAUGCCGAUCGAUUGGGCAUUUUCAAUCUUGUUUGAGGCACGGCAGGGCGGGAAAUUGUCUGCGGAUAUCAUGCUGAACGAGAUUUUAAAGCACAUCACCGAAUACCGCACGGGUUUGGCUAGGUUAUUGAAUUUUGAUUGGGUGCCGAUACCGCUGGUCUAUCCUCAGGUGGUGUUCCUCGCCGUGAGAUCGUAUUUCUUCAUUUGCUUGCUGGCCCGACAGAGUGUGCUAAUUGAUGGGCAAGUGCCGAAGGACGGCAACAAGUGGUAUCCGGUAGUGCCCUUCGUGAUGACAGCGCUUCAAUACAUAUUUUUCGUCGGUUGGAUGAAGGUGGGGAUGUUCUACGUUGACGAGAUCUACAGCAGCCCCCCGCCACAGGAGAAGGAUUUCUUCUGGCAGGACCGAGCCAACGGAGAGCCACUUUAUUCGGCCGACACCGCGAGCAAGCCAAAGUACCCGCAAAUCGGAUCAGUGGCUCAAGUCGAACCCAAAGCUGAUGAAGUCGUGAUGAUGCCGCACGUUGAAGACCAGCAACAACUUGAAAAUUCACUGGAUUACGGCGAUGGGCAUCGUCUACUCCCUCGCGGGAUUUCGGUCGUCUCCGUGAACCGUGUCUCUGAUUCGAAGACGUCACUAAAUACACGGAACAAGGGUUUCUUGGAGAGUGUGCGCAACAGAUUCAGUCGCAACUCGACGGUUACGCGACCAAAUCGCUUGCAGCUCUCGCGAACUUCUCUUAAUACCCCCGACGGGAUGGCCCAGUAUCCGAUGUCCACCUGCACGAGCGCCAUCGACAUCGUCGACGAGUUGGCGGCGAUGAGCGAGAAAGUGCCCCAAAAUGAGAAGGACAGCCUGUUGCCGGAAGGUGACUUAUCCCCUCGAUCGCCAACUCGUCGUUCCCCGAUCGGCGAGGACAACCUGAUGCCGUCGGUGCCCGAGGAGGACGAGGAGCACCAGCGGACCCGCACUUCGCUUGACCUCAAAAAAUGGCGGCGGCUACAAGAAGACAUCACGAAGAAGCAGGGCAAGGACCAA